This is a messenger RNA of Melitaea cinxia (Glanville fritillary), 2238 nucleotides long. RefSeq names its product X-linked retinitis pigmentosa GTPase regulator-like. The transcript is spliced from 8 exons. The coding region runs from base 1 to 2169 and encodes 722 amino acids. NCBI's taxonomy places the organism in Eukaryota, Metazoa, Arthropoda, Insecta, Lepidoptera, Nymphalidae. The record is from RefSeq and is a predicted model, not a curated record.
AUGACUGAGGAUAUACCAGAAACUGGUGCAGUCUUCACGUUCGGAAAAUCUCAUUUCGCUGACAACGAACCGAGCCACUUCUUCAUCAAGAACGACCCAAUAGUUGCUAUAUCAUGUGGGGACGAGCACAGCGCUGUCAUAUGUCAAAAUGGACGCGUAUUUGUUUUCGGCGCGAACGCUUGGGGUCAGCUCGGCUUAGGGCACAAGGACGAAGUGACGAGACCGAGCUGCGUCAAAUGGCUCAAACCCCAUCGAGCUACAUUUGUAGCCUGUGGCAGAGCCCAUACAAUUUUCGUCACAGAUUCUAACACCAUUUACUCCGUCGGAUGCAAUGAUGAAGGGCAAUUGGGUACCGGAGACAUGGAGCACCAUAGCGUACCACAAACUGUUAACUUGGAAAUUGGUCAACCUAUCAAGCAAGUUUCAGCGGGAAGUAAUCACACAGCACUACUUACUGAUGACGGUCGUGUCUUUGUCUGUGGCUCGAACUCGGAAGGUCAGCUCGGGCUGGGCGAGGACACGCGCUCCUGUGUAACCUUCACCGAGCUCAAGUUUAUGGAAAAGAUAGCCUUCGUUGAAUGUGGAUAUUACCAUACCGUCUUCAUUACUGACAAAGGGGCAGUUUUUGUUACUGGCGACAAUGAAAAUCAAAAAUUAGGCAUUCCUAAUACCCUGACUACAGUAUAUGUACCUCAAGUUUUGCCACUAGAGACCCAAAUUAAAAGUGCUUGCUGUGGCGCCAACCACACAUUUCUUUUAUCAAUGGACGAGUCAAAGAUUUUUGCGUUUGGGUCGAAUGAAAAAGGUCAAUUGGGUAUGCCGAAUAAUAUAGAGAACGUAACGGAACCAACUGAAAUUAACAUGGAGAAAAUGUUUGAUGGAUAUCAGUUAAAGCUCGUAGCUUGUGGAGCUAUGCAUACCGCUUUUGUAACAGAUAACGGCUUACUGUACACCUGCGGCGAGUCACGACAUAACAAACUCUGUUUGGAAGAAGUCGACGACGCUAAUAAUUCAAACGAGGCAAUUCCCAAUCAAUACGCGCCAAAACGGGUCACCGCUAUGAAUGGCUUCGUCGUAGACAACGUCGCCUGUGGCGGCUGCCACACUUUACUCACUGCAGUAAAAGGCUCAAAUGUUGACUUUACUAAUAAUGACUUUAGUAUAAUCAGUGAAGAAAACAGACAUAUUCCAUUAACUGAACUACCUCCACUUCAAAAAGUUCCAGUAAUGAAUAAGACAGGUGAUUUUAUAAUAGAAGACGUGGCGAAUUCAAGUAGAAAAAAUAGUAGCGAUCAAGUUAAUGGGAACACCAACGAAGAAACAGGAUCUAUCAAUUCAUUGGAAGCCAAUGUGAGUGGUUCCCAUAUUGUAAAUAUAAACGACCUUGAAACUGAUAAUGCGAGUAUCCAUGACGUACCAAAUGUAAUGAACGAGGUCAACGCUUGCAAAAAUGAAGUCGAAAAGGAAGUCGAAAAUGUUUUAGAAACAGUAAAUACCGUACUAAAGGUGGGUGAAGAUAAAAUAGACAAUGCCUCACAUAUUGUAGCUGAAACGAUUCAUACAAAAGUAGAAGUUGUCGAAGAUGUGUUAAAGAAAACAAUAGAUAAAAAAUCGCCUGGCUUUUGUUGUGACGAAAAAAAAGUUUUAAAAGUGCCUGACAAAAUUACAGAAAUUGCUAAUUCACCUCCUCCAAAGACACCAAUCAUACAAGAUUUACUUGAUAUUCCUGAUAUAUCGCAAAUGAGUCCAAAUUUGAGCAAACACAGUGAUGACGGGCAGAAAAGUGAAACAGGACAAUCUGAAAACGAAACUAUACCUUGUGGAUCCGAUAAAUCAAGUCCUCAGAUGGGAAAAACUAAAACUCAAGCUGUAAUGCCGAUAGUGAGAAGUGAAGAUCAUAUUGACUCACACGAUCCCCCGACUAACUGCGAGGACACAGACGUAGUGGUUAAUAAACUGGAGGAAAAGGGGCGUUUUGCUCGUAUUUUCCAAUCUAUAAAAGAUAAGGAACACUCUUGCAUGGGUAAAGGAAAGGUUAUUGAAGAAAAAGUUGUAGAAAAUGUUAAUAAAGGGAUAGAUAAUGCUGAAGAAACAGUACACAAGAUAGAAGAAAGAGUAGAGACAGAGAUACGAAACCAAACUAACUCACGGACAUGCACAAUUUUAUAAGCACAUUAGAGUAGUCAGUGUUUGUCUUCUUAAAUGUUUAACGAAAAAUAAAAAAAUAUUCUUACUACU